Molecule: messenger RNA, 801 nt
Organism: Amaranthus tricolor (Joseph's coat)
Lineage: Eukaryota; Viridiplantae; Streptophyta; Magnoliopsida; Caryophyllales; Amaranthaceae
Product: protein FAR1-RELATED SEQUENCE 5-like
Exons: 2
Coding region: 1-801 (266 amino acids)
Biological process (GO): regulation of DNA-templated transcription
Molecular function (GO): zinc ion binding
Source: RefSeq, a predicted model, not a curated record
AUGACACUUGUUGAAUUUUAUAUGAGUUAUGAAAGUGCAAUGGAUGCACAGAGGUACAAACAAGAUAAGCUCAAUGCUGAAUCACUUCACACAAACCCACAAUAUAAAACACCAUUGCCGAUUGAAAAACAUGCCGGUGAAGUCUAUACUAGAAAAAUAUUUUUUCUUUUUCAAAAUGAAGUUUAUAAGUCUUGUUUCAAAACUUAUAUUCAAAGUAUUGAAAAGAUUGAAAGUGUGGAAAGUAUAACUGUUUUGGACUCAACGGUAAGUAAGAUGUACAAGGUGAAAUUUAUACUGGGAAGUUCGAUUGACGAGUUGAAGGUAGAUUGUGAUUGCAAGUUAUUUAAACGGAUAGGAAUAUUAUGUUCCCAUGCGAUUUGUGUUAUGAGUGCAAGAAAAAUAACACAAAUACCACAGCAAUAUGUUUUAGAUCGUUGGACGAAGCUAGCAUUAAAGAAGCCUAUUUUUGAUUUGCAUGGGAAUCUGAUUGAAGAGAGCAAAAAGUGUAACAACGUGGGGAAGUUGUUGGGGGAAGUUUGGUGUGAAAUAUUCAAUUGUGUAGGUUUAGCUCAACGGAGUGAGAGUGAUUUACAAUCACUUUCACAAAACCUAAAAGAUAUUAGUAGAAAAUUGGAGGAAAGUGAUGAUGUGAGGGUGGACAUUACUAAAGAGCAACAAAUCGAAUUGUUAGUAGGCACAAGUUCAUCUUCGACAAUGGAAAUACAAAACCCAAUCCAAUCAAAGAACAAAGGAAAAAGUCGAAAUUGCCCAUCAACAAAAGAUACCCCACUUAAGGUAUAA